Molecule: messenger RNA, 1512 nt
Organism: Miscanthus lutarioriparius
Lineage: Eukaryota; Viridiplantae; Streptophyta; Magnoliopsida; Poales; Poaceae
Source: the annotation of a GenBank genome assembly
AUGGAGGGAGGAGGAGGAGGAGAGGAAGAGCAGCGCGAGGUACGGCAACCCCAGCACAGUGCUAGGGUCGGCCACGGCCGCGGAUAUGUCAGCGACAGAGCAGGGGCAGCAACUCCGCCUGCAGCUGGAUUCGGCCGAGGCAGAGCCAGAGCUGUGUCCAGGAUUGGCAUUGCCGCAUUGGCAAGAACAACGAAACGAAUGCCGGACCUUUGUUUUGGUUAUGCUCGUGGUCUGAAUUCUGAUGUCUCUGAUCUGAUGGGAUCGUUUAUUCUUAUGAGCCUAGUGUCUGCAUCACAGUCAUUGCACUUUUCCCUUCCUCUGAAAAUGGGCUCUAGUUUAGAAGAUCAAUUUGUCUGGCCUUGGAUGGGUGUUCUAGUUAAUGUGCCUACUGAGUGGAAGAAUGGGCGUCAAGUUGGAGGGAGUGGAAAUCGGCUUAAAGAGCAACUUUCACGCUUCUGCCCACAGAAGGUUAUUCCUCUAUGGAAUUAUAGAGGUCAUACAGGAAAUGCUAUUGUUGAGUUUACCAAAGACUGGAUUGGCUUCAAUAAUGCGCUCGCCUUUGAAAAUCAUUUUGAGGCAGAGGGAUAUGGCAAAAGGGAUUGGAAGCUGAAGAAUGACAGAGGGCCAGAGAUGUUUGGAUGGGUUGCAAGAGCUGAUGAUUAUAGAUGCCAAGGGCCUAUAGGAGCCUUUUUGCGAGAAAAUGGUGAUCUGAAAACUGUUGGUGAUCUUGAAAGUGAAGAGGCUCAUAAAACUGAUCAACUUGUUGCUACUUUAGCUAGCGAGAUUGAAAGGGAGAAACAAGCUGCUCUAGAAAAGAUUCUCAAGUUACAACAGCACUUGGACGCCAAACAGAAGCUUGAGUUAGAAAUACAAACAAUGAAAGGAAAACUGGAAGUUAUGAAGCAUAUGCCAGGUGAGCAGGAUUCUGAGUCAAAGAAGAAGAUGGAUGAACUCACUGAAGAGCUGAAAGAAAAGGUCGCUGAAUCGGAAGAAAUGGAGGCUCUGAACAAAGCUUUAGUUAUCAAGGAAAGGAAGAGCAAUGAUGAGUUGCAGCACGCUCGGAAGGAGCUGAUAGAUGAGCUUGCUGGUUCUGGCCGAGCUAAUAUAUGUAUAAAGAGAAUGGGUGAGCUUGAUCCCAAAGCAUUCGGAAUUGCUUGCAGGAAUAGGUUAUCAAAAGAAGAUGCAGAAGCCACUUCUGCUCUCCUUUGUUCGAAGUUGGAUGCUGAAAUUAGAAACUCAAACUGGUACCCUUUUAAGGUUAAAGUGGUGGAUGGAAAAGAAAUGAGAGUUCUUAAAGAGGACGAUGAGAUGCUCCGGGAGCUGAAAGAAAAACACGGUGAAGAAGUUUAUUGGUUGGUAACAAAGGCACUGCUUGAGAUGGAUGAGUACAAUCCCAGUGGCCGCUAUCCUGUACCAGAGCUGUGGAACAAGAAGGAGGGCCGGAGAGCAACGUUGAAGGAAGGCGUCCAGUACAUCAUGAAGCAGUUGAAGACUCGCAAGAGGAAGCAUUGA